CUUGCCAAAGGAAAAUAUAUCAAGAUCAUGGGUGAUAAGAAAACCGAUAAUUUAUUCCCCGAAAGUGGUUACAAGCGUCACCCUCCUUUAGGACAAACAAUGUCUUGGAAUUUCAAUCCUACCUUUUCCGAGAAUAAAAUAAGUGAUUUUAAGAACACGAUCAAAAGAUCGAUCGAAACGAUUGACCCUAUCAAUGUAGUCGACCCUGAUCAUCUGCAUUACAUCGACUCAAACGAUACAUUUAGUCAUAAUCUCGAUAUCUGCGACAUUCCUAGCGAUAAUCUUUGCAGGAAUAUGAUAGAAAAUGACGCCGAUAUUACCAGCUUUAAUUAUUACAAUGGUUUUGAACCUAAGGACCUUCUACCGAACGAAAAAGACACUUUUAAAAAUGUUUCCAUUAACGAGUUAAACUCCAAUAAAAAAAUAUAUAGCCGCGACCAUAUGAGAUGUAUAUUUUGCGUCCCCAACUCUCCCCAUAAACAAUUAAAUAAUAACUCUACGAAUAUCAAUUUUAGUAUUAAUGAUGUUCCCUGGACGUUGAAAGAAGUGGACUCCAUACUUUAUUCAUCAGAAUCCCGAUUUUCAGCCUAUUUUGAUACAUCAUUCGACAGUCAACCACACCGCAAAGAGAUGGACAGGAAAAGUGAUCCUAAAGCUCACUAUAAAUUGACAGAUAGCGUUGAUAAACUAGUUUUCGCUUCGAAAUUGUCUCAUCUGAUGGCCCACCUUUGGUUAAAUUUUGCCAAGCUCGUGAAAAGAAUGAGUUCCCGGUUUAACAAAUGCACAAAAUUAGAACUUUUUUACAGUAUAAAAUUGAUAUUACCGAUUUCUAGUUUAAGAGAAACAUGUGUUUUAGCUUGCAGCAAAGCUCUAUCUUUAUACUCUCUUAGCAACGAUAAUUUCAAGAUGAGCAAAAGUCAGAGAGCUGGUAUCAAAAUGGAUGUGGGGAAAUUUCAUAGAUGGAUGGUUGAACAUAAGUUAGCAGCUUUUAUCAAGGAAUACGCCUCGGUCUACGCCGCGUCAUUCAUGGAAAUUAUGUGCGAAGAACUUUGUCUCCUAAUGCUUAUGAACGAGAGCUCUUUUGAUCAGUUUUUCUCGAUAUCAAAAAUAACUAACAAAAUCAUAUCCCUUUAUUCCGAUAACGAAAAUAGCGUUAAUUAUGAUAAUAAUACUCCCAAUUCAGAGGAGACUGCUUUCUGUAAUCAAAAUGAAUCAGCCGCGAGUGAUAAUGUAACAUGCUCUUUAGAGUCAAAUUUUCAAAAUAUCGGUUCUUUUAACGUAACCGGGUUGAGAAUUAUGAAUUUGUUCUUUUCUAAGACUCCUGAUUCUACACAGUCUGACGUACAAUCAAAAACAUUUUCUCUCUUUAAAACUAAUAAUUUAUAUCCCAAUGAUAAUUGUACAAACUUACUCAAACCUACCAUUUACGAAAUAACACUUGAUAUUAUCGUGGCUCUGAUUAUGGGUAGGCCCGUUAUACCCUACUUCUGUGAAGCCUAUAUCUAUUCAUACAUUCAUCACGUUAAUAAAAUUUUGAACGGCCAGUUAAAACUAUGCCAUUUUGAUGAAGUGAGUGAGAAACAAUUCUCUUUGUCUUCAACCUCAUCCAAUCUACACAAAUCGGGACCUUUCAUUUUCAAAUCUUUUCAGAGACAAAGUUCCCCACCCAAACGUAAAAAUAAAUGUCUAACCAACGCCGAUCAGAAUAACAACCUCAUGAUGAAUAAUAUUGAUAAUAAAUUCUUUGAUAAUAAGGAACACAAAUCCAAAUCUUUUAACAUGAAGGGUUCUUUCAAAAAUAUCCUUAAAACGAAUGGCUCAUUGCUGAUGCCUUUGGACAAAGUUCUUAGCUCUAAAGAGUGUAGUACCUUUAAUCAAACAGUCGAUAACGUGACCGAAGCGACUUCCUUCCUUUGGUUAAACCCAAACUUUCACGGCUUCCCCAGGCAUUACUAUCACUAUCAAGCUUUCAGCAAUUUCAAUAUCCUAAACAAUAAAAGUUUAAACAGCCGAACUUUUGAUUUCAAUCAUUCGUUAAAUCUUACCGGAGUUAAGCAUCAACACACUUUAUCUAGCCUUCAUGUGUUUAGUAGAUGCCCUCACAGAAUACCCGUAUGGACCAGGGAGGCUAUCAGGGAUUUUCAUUUUAUCUUCAAUUCUAACUCCGUUAUAAAUUACGCUUACACUAGGGAAUACGAAUUACUGAGCAAUAUAUUUGGAGUGGAUAGACCUUUGAUACCAGAACUAUACGAUUGGCUGAGGGUUAUUUUAACGUUGGUGGAACAUAGAGACGGCAGUCACAUUAUACCUGAGGAUGUUCAACAAGCCAGUUCUAUCUUAUUGCCUCAUUCAUAUCAUUCAGUUAAGCCCUCUACCCUUUUACAAUUCCACCAAGAACUCCUGCUAUCUAAUUUUAACGCCUACAAUACCUAUAAUUGCUAUAAUAAUACAUGCCCCCAAUCGUUGGCCAACAAUUUAAACAAUAAUACUGAUAAAAGACAAUCCAUGCUCAUAGAUUUGAGAUGUAGGCAAGCCUUGGCCUUUCAAAUGCUGAGUAGUGGUAAUCCUGACCUGGUGCCUAAUGUCUUAAAAUUGCUUUCUCAAUCUCAAACGUUCAGCUCUAGUACGAAUGUAGAUAAAAACUCUUGUGGGUUAUUGAAUUUCAGCGUUAAUAAUAGCAUUAGCUCAAUUGGAAAUGGCGGAAACCCGAGAAACAAUAUCAAUAAUUUGACCAUUAAUAUAAUUGACGAGGACGCUUAUUUUGAACAACAGACUCUCAUAACACCUUUAAUGUACUGCAGCGUUGACGACAAUUACACGAUGGUUAAAACCUUAUUGGCCUUUGUUUUGGAUAUCGAUAAAGAUGUUAUUAUGACGAAUGCUUCUUGCUGUAGCCAUUUGCCUUCAUAUUAUAGUGAGAUAUGCCAUUGGACUGCUUUAUCCUUUUCAGUUAUAUUCGGACAUCUUAACAUAGUUGAGGUAUUGCUAGAAAAUGGAGCAAAUGUUGAAGGCGGUAUUAAAUGCGGGGAGGAAUUAUGUUUUUCUGAAACUCCCCUUCAAUUAGCGUGCGCAUCGGGCAACCUUCGUAUAGUUACUUCGCUUCUAAACAAAGGAGGGGAUCCUUACUUAUGUACUGCUUAUAACCAUCGCAGCAGCUGUUGCUUGCCUCCUUCUCCUUCACCGAACGCUGCUAAUCAACGUCACUAUUAUGGCUUGAAUGUUAAUCAUAAUCGGUUCCAAGGGAAUUCUGUCGAAUACGGUGACGCUCUUUAUAGUGAGACCUCCCGAAGACUUUACGAAACACUUGACCUAAACCAUCACCCUAGUGCUCAUAUAACUCCUUUGAGCUCAACUUGCGGGGUCAGAGCAGGAAGCCAUGCCCCAUUUGUUCUAGCGGCAUCCCAUGGAAGACUGGACAUUGUGAGGGCGAUGCUCGCUCAGCCCCUUAUUCCAAAACCCAGAGAUAUUCUUUCUCUCGAGGAGAUACUCGCUGAAGGUUGUUCCAUGUUUACCCAUAACAGGAGUAAUAACUCCAAAUGCCCCAGUCCGAGCCCUUCUAGCACAUCGAACAAAGGAACAGGAGAAUUUACCAUCACAACUCAUAACUUGGAAAAAAUUAGUCUCGAAGAGGAUUCUACCCAAUCGAAAAAUUCCCAAAAUUCUCAAGCAACGAUAUUUACUUUUUCUACUUCAUGUAUUAACCCCAUAAAUACGCCAACGGACUUGAAUUCUAUCGUAUUUAGCCCCAAUUUUAGUAACAUGGAAGAAAUCAAUCAAUAUUCUAAUAUUAAUCACGUAGCUCUGACUCAUUCGACAUCUUUGAACGUUUCAUCUAGUGUUACAACUUUUCCCGUCCUGAACUCUGAACUCAAAGGUCUCGAUCACUCAAAUCUCAACUUGGAAGGGCCAAACACAGCAGUUGCUAAUAGAAAUAAUGUUAUGAACGUUACGAACAGCGGGGGAACCCUGAACGCCAUGAGUAACUAUAAUAAUAAUAGUGGCACUACGGGCAAAAGCAAGGAUAAAAGCAGGAGGCAUUCUCAGCCAAAACUAAAUUAUUCAAAACGUAUAUUGUCGCCAAACAUAACUAGUUUUAUCAAUAGCGUAAACAACAUAACUAACAGCAUAAAUAAAUCUGCCAACGAUUAUUUAACAUUGCAGGAAAUAUUGGCCGAAGGAUAUAUAAUGCCCUCAACAUCUGAUACUAUAGAAAUUAAGGAGACCAGUUCCAAUAGCCUUCAAUUACCUUCUUUCCCCGUGCUCCCAGAAAAUUUGAAAUCCAACAACAAAUUUACUAGUAACAAUUCAUGUGUAGCUUCUACAAGUUUAAAACUGAAAAAUACCAACAAUAUAAAUUCGUUAAUCGUGCAACAACCUAAAAAUUUAACAGCGUGUAAUUUAACCAAAGCCCAAGGAAGAGUCCUUAUGGAAGCAAUGUAUCAUGCAGCAGAGAGUGGUCAUAUUAUAAUAUGUAUGGAGCUCCGAAAUUUAGGUAUAGUUUGGAAUCUCCACAUCUGGAUAACUUGCUUGACUCACGUAGCUUCCCAACCUCAACCAUUGUAUACUCGAACUAGCCCAAAUUUAGCUAACAACUUUAAUACUAACAAUUUACUCUUUCCUCAAAAUAUCUUACAUUACCUGCUAACCGAUUUUCCUAACGUCAAGUUCGACGAAGUUAAUAUACCGGAGUUUCUGGAGGCUGCCUUUCCCAUCUUACUCAACCUAUUCCGUUCCUAUUUAUCUAAUAACUCAACGUCAGAACAACAUUUGGAUGUAACUGAUAAUCUGGAGGAUCAAAAUCGCCACAAUGAUGAUAAUUUCAAAACUAGCUCAGAAAUCUUUAAACCUGUUUGCAAAAUAUUGAGCGAUUGUUAUAGGGUUGGGGUUAGAACAGUUAUCGAGGAUGCAAUGUUACCCCCUCCGAUUCCGAAUUCACCUCAAUCGGUUCGAUCUACUCUUAUAGAUCCUUGCUAUGUAAAUAGCCCGGAGCUAUCUGAUAUAUCGUUUUUGGUCGAAGGGAAAAUAUUUUUUGGUCAUAAAAUCAUAUUGGUAAACUCUUCGCCCCGAUUUAAAGCCAUGCUAUGCGAUAAAUUCGCCGAAUCUAAUCAGGAUGUUAUACCCAUACCAGACAUACGUUACGAUAUUUUUAAGGUUAUAAUGGAAUUUUUGUAUAGCGGUAAAGUGGACAGCAUCAAAAACCGGGAUUCGGCAUUUGUUUUGGAACUAAUGGCCGCUUCCAAUUUUUUCUUACUCGACGGAUUGCAAAGGGAAUGUGAAAUAUUUUCUUCUAAUAUACUGGACCUUACGAAUUGCGUUUCCAUAUACAAAACCGCUCGGUUGUACUGCUGUGAGGAAUUGUCCAAUUAUUGCGUCGGAUUUUUUCUCAAAAACUUACCACACUUGGUUCAAAACCUGGAUUCUUGUACAGCUCCAUCGGAUUCAUUCUUAAAACUUUUUACCACAUCCGAUUUUUCCUCAGAAAUUUAUACUAGAAUAAAAAAAAUACUUAUUGAAAGACUUUUAAGUCGAUUAAACAAAUAGGAAAAAUAUAGCAUAAAAUGUUAAUAUUAUUUAAUUUAAUCGCUUCUAAAAUAUUAUUCUAUCUGAUUUACAAUCUUAACAGGAGAAUUGUAAAUUGAUG
This is a messenger RNA of Gordionus sp. m RMFG-2023, 5641 nucleotides long. RefSeq lists its product as uncharacterized. The record is from RefSeq and is a predicted model, not a curated record. Lineage: Eukaryota; Metazoa; Nematomorpha; Gordioida; Chordodea; Parachordodidae. The coding region runs from base 28 to 5541 and encodes 1837 amino acids. Gene Ontology annotation, molecular function: protein heterodimerization activity. The transcript has 19 exons.